AUGUGCGGGCGAUACGCCCUUGGUGUGCGAAUGGCCUUUGUGCGACAGCGUCUACAGCAACAGGGAAUGCAAGUCGACGAGGUGCCCGAAGAUGAUGAGAUACGGGAAACCUACAAUUUUGCUCCAGGAUACUACGGUGCUGUUUAUCGCGGCGAUGCACAGAACGAAGCCAGCGACGCUUCCGACGGCGGGCAUGAAGACGCCGCUGCGUCUGAUACCUUGAACUACCAGGAAAACACCAAGUUCAAACUUCAAAAGAUGCGAUGGGGCCUCAUUCCAUUUUGGACGAAGCGGCAGCCUGAUUAUGGUUCUAUGAUGAGAACCAUCAACUGCCGCGAUGACUCACUGAUUGAGAAUAAGGGAAUGUGGACAUCCAUGAAGAAGAAGAAACGCUGUGUGAUUGUCUGUCAAGGAUUCUAUGAAUGGCUAAAGAAAGGCCCGAGUGGCAAAGAAAAGAUACCGCAUUAUACAAAGCGCAAAGAUGGCGAUUUGAUGUACUUUGCCGGGCUGUGGGAUUGCGUUCAGUACGAAGACUCUGAUGAGAAGCUCUACACAUAUAGCAUCAUCACAACGGAUUCAAAUCCGUAUCUGAAAUUCCUCCAUGACCGAAUGCCUGUAAUCCUAGAUCCGGGCAGCGAGAAAAUGAAAAAAUGGCUCGAUCCACAUCAAACAACGUGGACAAAGGAGCUACAAUCAAUUCUCAAACCAUAUGAAGGUGAUCUGGAAUGCUACCCUGUCUCGAAGGAGGUCGGCAAAGUUGGAAACAAUUCUCCCGACUAUAUAGUACCCGUCAACAGCAAGCAGAACAAAAACAACAUCGCCAAUUUCUUCGCCAAUGCCAGCGCAACGGAGAAGAAAAAGAAAAUUGAUCCAAAGACUGGACUCCAUAAUGAAGACUCGGCACUGGGAAGUGGAGCUAGAGAUGUCCAAAUAAAAAAUGACCUGCGAGAAACGGUAGACGAUGAAUGGACAGAGGACAAUGCCCCAAAACCAGUACUUCAGAAAGGAAAUGAUGAAAUACCGCCAAAAGGUGUCAAGAGGGAACGUUCUCCUGACGAUAAUACUGAUUUCACCACCAACACCAGCAGCAGCAAAAAGGCAGUGAAAAGGUCAGAAUUGACUACUCCUAGGAAAAGAGAGAAAUCGACCUCGCCCAUACAAACCCAACUUAUGAGCGGAAAGAAAAUGAAAAGUGCCGCAGAAAACAACACCAAUAUGUCCCCGAUGAAAAACAAGAGCCAUAAAAUGAGCAGACAUGUAAUUCCUAGUGACGGCUCACAGAAAAUUACAGAUUUCUUUAAGAAGUGA
This is a messenger RNA of Talaromyces atroroseus, 1308 nucleotides long. RefSeq lists its product as hypothetical. The record is from RefSeq and is a predicted model, not a curated record. Gene Ontology annotation, biological process: DNA damage response. Lineage: Eukaryota; Fungi; Ascomycota; Eurotiomycetes; Eurotiales; Trichocomaceae. Bases 1 to 1308 code for a protein of 435 amino acids. The transcript has 3 exons. Gene Ontology annotation, molecular function: single-stranded DNA binding.